Molecule: messenger RNA, 1434 nt
Organism: Dendrobium catenatum
Lineage: Eukaryota; Viridiplantae; Streptophyta; Magnoliopsida; Asparagales; Orchidaceae
Exons: 5
Coding region: 267-1097 (276 amino acids)
Cellular component (GO): nucleoplasm; mitochondrion
Molecular function (GO): cadherin binding
Source: RefSeq, a predicted model, not a curated record
CGCUUUUCACCCUCUGUGCCCCGUUGUUCUUCACUCCGCUGAGACUCAUUUUUAGUUCGUGCUGCGAAAUCAAAACCGCCUCUUUUUCCUUUUUCUUUACUUCUUUGUUUACGGGACUUGCUUUGAUUUCACUGGUGCAAUUUUCAAGGCUCCCUUUAUACGCCAUUGUUGGAUUCGCGUCGCUCUCACCCGCCGAGAAUAUUUCUCUUGGAUAAUUGGAUUCAUUUAUUUGGCUUCGAUCGGAGUGUUAGGCGCGACCUCAGGCGAUGGUCCGUACGGCUUCUAGAUCGCCAUCAAGCUGGCGGAGGCGCUCUCCCUCCCCGGUCAGUCAUAGGUACAGCAGCAGCUGGAGAAGAAGACGUGAUCGGAGCAGAUCUCCUUAUUCACAUAGGCGAAGAACUCCAUCUCCAUCCUCCAGGUGGCACAAAAGCCGUUCUCCAACUCCUUGGCGGAGAAAAAGCCGUUCACCAUCUCCUAGGAGACACAAAAGACAAAGAAGUAGGACCACCACACGGUCUCCUUCUAGCAAGUCUCAGAGUCCAGUUGUGCGGUCAGUAGAUCACAAUAGUUCCUUUGAGAAACUAAGAAAAGAAGAUGAAGAAAAGAGAAGGCGUCAAAAGGAAGCAGAAUUGAAGCUAUUAGAAGAUGAGACUGCUAGAAGAGUUGAAGAAGCUAUUAGAAAAAAGAUUGAAGAAACCUUGAACUCUGAGGAGGUGAGGCUGGAAAUACAGAAACGGAUUGCGGAAGGUAGAAAGAAGCUACUUGAGGAGGUUGAAGUCCAACUUGAGAAAGAGAAGGAGCAAGCUCUUAUUGAAGCUAGGAAAAAAGCGGAGCAAGAACGGAGAGAGAGAGAGGAGUUGGAUAAGAUGUUGGAGGAGAAUCGAAGGAAGGUAGAAGAAGCUCAGAGAAGGGAAGCUCUGGAACAACAACAGAAAGAGUUAGAGCGUUAUCAAGAACUGGAACGGCUCCAGAGACAGAAGGAAGAAGCCAUGCAGAGGAAGAAAAUGGAAGAAGAAGAGGAGAAGACAAACCAAAUGAAGCUUUUAGGCAAAAAUAGAGCUCGGCCUAAGCUUUCAUUUGCUAUUGGUCUCAAGUAAGAAAUUACCCAACUCUUUUUCAGAAGUACUGGAAAAGAAGAUUCUAUAAUUCGCGAGAGAUUAUUCUGUGCAGAUAUCAGACACUGUUUAUCGUUUAGAGGUCAAUCAGGUUCAGUCACGUCAUCCAGUACCGAGCUACGUACCUAGUAGGGGUGAUGUGGCACAUUUUUAUUGGACUCUGGACAACAUUCGGUAUCCGCACCUAAUAAUUUCACUUAAUUCGCUGCUAUUGUUUAGCCUUGCUGUGCAUCCUUUUUAAUAUUUGUUUAUAAUGUAUAUAUUAGAUGGCCUUCUCUUUUUUCCCUAUAACAUUUCUUCUGGUUUUAUUCCCUGCAUA